This is a messenger RNA of Zerene cesonia (dogface butterfly), 4150 nucleotides long. RefSeq names its product BTB/POZ domain-containing protein 9 (gene BTBD9). The record is from RefSeq and is a predicted model, not a curated record. Lineage: Eukaryota; Metazoa; Arthropoda; Insecta; Lepidoptera; Pieridae. The transcript is spliced from 15 exons. Bases 263 to 2218 code for a protein of 651 amino acids. Gene Ontology annotation, molecular function: protein binding. Gene Ontology annotation, biological process: modulation of chemical synaptic transmission; circadian behavior; adult locomotory behavior.
UGAAUUCUGAAAUCAAAAUAUUUUUCACGAAGUGCCGUCGCGAUAUUUUCAUAAUUCAUUUGCCUAAUUUAUUUCGUAUUAAACGUACAAAUUAAGGAUAUGAAGAAUUUAUAAAGACAACUUAUAAGUAAAGGUUAUUGAUAAACGUGAAAUGCGGUGAUUAAACGUGUAAAUUGUUCAAUAUUUAUACGUCGUAUAGGUAUGAAAUAUCAUCGAUGUUAAACGAUAUUGUUAGGUUAUAAUAUAAUCUUAAGCCAGCAAAAUGGACAAGAUGACCAACCAACACCACUACAUGUCCGUCAGCAGCGGCUGUAGCACUCGUGUUGGUGAAAUUGAACAUAUCAGUCAUUUAUCAGAACACAUCGGGUCACUAUGCCUCUCAUCAGAGUACUCAGAUGUGACAUUGAUAGUGGAGGGGCAGAGGAUCCCCGCUCACAAAGUCAUUCUAGCUGCAAGUAGUGACUAUUUCAGGGCUUUACUUUACGGAGGGAUGAGGGAGUCCAAUCAGUCAGAGGUGGAGCUUCAAGCGCCGCUGCAAGCUUUUAAAGCUCUCCUGCGAUAUGUGUAUUCAGGUCACAUGGGUCUGUCCCUCCUCCGCGAGGACACAGUUCUCGACAUGCUCGGCCUGGCGCACCAGUUCAACUUCCAGAAGUUGGAGGCGGCCAUAUCGGAUUAUUUGCGGCAAGUGCUGGCGCUGAGGAACGUUUGCUCUGUGCUGGAUGCUGCCAGAUUAUACGGUCUGGAAGCAUUGAUGGACUACUGCUACAACUUCCUGGACAGGAACGCCACUGAGGUGUUGCAGCACGACACUUUCCUUCAAUUGUCCGUCGAAGCACUUCAAGGUCUACUAGAGAGAGACUCGUUCUUCGCCCCGGAGGUGGACAUAUUUAAGGCAGUGUGUAAUUGGUUCAACGCAAACCAGCAGUGGGUCAAGUCUGACAGCGGGAUGGCACAAGUGGAGAAGAUCCUGAAAUGUGUCCGUUUAACCCUGAUGAGUCUGGAAGAGCUGCUCACAGUGGUGCGACCUUUCUCGUUGGUGACGCCCGACAUGCUGCUUGACGCUAUACAGGAGAAGACCCAGACGAACAGCACUGACCUGCCGCAUAGGGGGCUCCUGUUGCCGGAGGAGAACGUGGCGACGGCGAAGCGCGGCGCCCGCGUGCUGACCGGCGACAUGCGCGCGGCGCUGCUGGACGGCGACGUGGACAACUACGACAUGGAGCGCGGCUACACGCGCCACACCAUCUCCGACGCGCCCGACAACCCGGGCAUCGUGGUGCGCCUCGCCACCACCACCAUCGUCAACCACCUGCGCCUGCUGCUCUGGGACCGGGACAACAGAUCAUACGCGUACUACAUAGAAGUGUCGGUGGACCAGAAGGACUGGGUGAGGGUGAUCGACCACAGCAACUACUUCUGCCGCUCCUGGCAGAACCUGUACUUCGAGCCGAGAGUGGUGCAGUACAUCAAGAUUGUGGGCACCAGCAAUACGGUUAACAAGGUGUUCCACGCGGUGUCGCUGGAGGCGAUGCACACGGCGCGCGUGCCGCCGCUGUGCGACGGGCUCAUCAAGCCGCUGCACAACGUGGCCACGCUCGACCUCUCCGCCGUCGUCAUCGAGGGCAUCAGCCGCUCUCGCAACGCGCUGCUGAACGGCGACACGGAGCACUACGACUGGGAGCAGGGCUACACGUGCCACCAGCUCGGCUCCGGCGCGAUCGUGGUGCAGCUCGCGCAGCCCUACCUGCUGUCCUCCAUCCGCAUGCUGCUGUGGGACUGCGACUACCGGCACUACUCGUACUACGUCGAGGUCUCGCUCAACUACUGGCACUGGGAUAUGGUCGCCGACAGAACAAGGGAUCACUGCAGGUCCUGGCAAGUGAUUUACUUCUCGCCCCGGCCGGUGUCCAUCAUUCGCGUCGUCGGCACCAAUAAUUCUGUCAAUGAAUUUGAUCAUGUGCAGGUGUUCCACCUCGUGCACCUGGAGUGCCCGGCGCAGGUGGAGCGCGAGGACCCCGCCGCCAAGAAGCAGCGCGCCGAGGGCGCCGACACCAGGCUCGCGCCGCAGGGCGGCAGCAGCAACGCGAGCAGCGGCAGCCAGGAGCGGCGCUCGCCGUCGCCGGCGCGCGAGGGCGCCGCCCCGGAGCCGCCGCGCCGCGCCCUGCCCGUCGCCGAGACCGCCACCGAGGCGGAGGAGCGCUACGAGGCGAUCGACUAACUGCUCCUCUGGCUGUGCAGCUGGUGAGCGCCCGCACCCCCUCCCCACCCCACAGGGUAACUCACCGCAUCACAACUGCAGAGCGACAACCCUGAGAUGGACCCGACUCGACGUGUAUGUGGGGUGAGGGUUUGCACCAAACGCACUAACUAUCUACACUAAUCGCACUUUAUAUGCGAUAGACGAAUUACUAUCGCGCUGCCAUAAUUCGUUAUGAAAUGAUCUAAGGUUCACGCUCCAACCAUGGUAGAAAAUAAUUAGCAUUAUUAAAAAUUUAUCAAAGUAGUUAUUGCAUAAUCUUUCUUUUCCAUUUGGUAUAUGUAAUAUGGUGAAGCUUUUCUUUCUCCAACUGAACAUUAUUGGAGCACUUACCAUUACUGGUUUAGUUACCUUACAGUGCACCAAUCGCAUUUCACAAAUCUGAAAGCUGUGGUGUACCAGACUACCCGAGAGAGACGCAAAAAUAAUAAUGCAUCGGUCGUAUAUCUCAUAGUGGUAAAAAAUAAGCAGAAUUUCGAUAGCAUUAUUGGAGCGCAAAUAUGAGCUGAUCCUCAUAUCAAUUCGUAAAAAUGAACAAACAAAACAUAAGAUGUACUAAUAAAGUUUGGCAAAUUUUCGAUCUGUUAAAUUCUAGUUAAUUAACUAAAGUUUGUGUGUUAGUUACACAAAAAGAAGAUGCUAAAAUGUGUGAGAUUUUGUGAAGCAAAUUUCGAAUUGUCUUGAUUAAAACAAUCCUUGAUAUAAUACUAUAUUCAUAUUAAUAAUGAAAUAUAAAAUAAUGUGAUAUGAAUUGUGAUGUGUUGUGAGACAUUGCAAAAUAUUCCAAAAUGUAAGCUUGUAAAAAGACUCGUAUUCAUAUCAAAAUAUAUUUCCGAUUUCAUUCUGAACAAUAUAAAAUACUUACAUAUAUUCUUUCAGAUUAUAUUUCUUUAGUAAAUUCGAAUACCAUUUGUCAUUAUCAUUGAGUGUAGACUUGAAAAUAACAUUUUUAAGAUUAAAUUGAAUUUCGAAGCACAUGAUUUAUUUUUAAUUGAUUUAAUGUGUAAAAUCUAAAAUCAAUUAUUUUUAACUUUCGUCUUUUUUUUUCAUUUUAAACAAUAACCAAUUGGCCAAUACUACUGCAAGCCUUCUUAUAUAUUUAUUAUAUUGUGAAAUUAACGACAUCCAAUAUAUUAAUAAUAACGAUGUAGAAAUAAGUUAUCAGAAAAAUGACUAAAAUGGAUUUAAUUAAUAAGGGACAUCAGUGUAACUGUGGUCUCAGACUCUGGUAUCGUUUUAUUAUAAGAAUUAAAUGUUAUUUUAUGGUUUACAGUUAUGUUUGUAUUUAUAAGGUUUAUUAGUGUUGUCUAGUCUGUAAAUAUGUAGAAUGCAUGUCUAUAUUCCCGGAGCAGGUGGAAAACAAUGUUUAAUUAAAAUAUACCAUAACUAACCCACCUUUAUUGUAUAUAUUCAAUUAAUGUUAACUAAUUUUAAUGAAUGCUUCUUUAGAGAGUUCCAGUACUAUGAAGUAAAGUAUUAUAUCAACGCUCAAGUAAAAUUAUGAAGAAGAAUAUUUUGAUUGUAUUAUUUUUAAAAUAAUAAUAUUAACCCUGCCUGCUCUUGGAAAUAUUCCAUUGAAUAAUACUUUUUUUAUUUUAUCUAUUAACUCUGUCAUAAUUAAAUAUUGCAACUAAACUAAAUAUACAAGAUUAGGCAAUAAUAGUAAUUACUAAUUUGCGCAUAAUUAAAUAAGUUAAGUGAAGAUUACAUGCUUUUUUUGUUAUAACUCUUGGCGCCAACACUGUAUGUGCCUAAGCAAUAAAGUUGAAGUGGUAGAUAAUAUGCUUAGUUCUUACACUAAAGAAUUUCCCUCUGUUUUCAGAACUAUAUAGUAAAUAUCGAAUAUAUAUACACCUAAAUAUAUAUUAUUAAGCGAUUGAUUUUAUUUAUUGA